Messenger RNA from Guillardia theta CCMP2712, 720 nucleotides. RefSeq lists its product as hypothetical. Gene Ontology annotation, molecular function: magnesium ion transmembrane transporter activity. Gene Ontology annotation, biological process: magnesium ion transport. The coding region runs from base 1 to 720 and encodes 239 amino acids. Lineage: Eukaryota; Cryptophyceae; Pyrenomonadales; Geminigeraceae. Gene Ontology annotation, cellular component: membrane. The record is from RefSeq and is a predicted model, not a curated record. The transcript has 6 exons.
AUGAUGGGAUUUGGAGCUCAACAAGUUGUUCCAGUCUACUAUGUCACAUUUACGCUUUCAACAAUAUCUGCUGGUAUGGUGCUGUACCUUGAAGUUGAUUUUGGAGAAUGGUGGAAAAGCUUUCUUUUUGGUUGUGGAAUCAUCAUAACUUUCAUGGGGGUUUGGUUGAUUAAUCAAAAGUUCGAGGAAGAAGGAUUUGGGCUUCCAGAAGCUGUGGAAGGUUUAGAAAGAUUCGAAAGCAGCAGUUUGAAGCCCAAUGAAAACGAGAUGAGAAAAUUUUCGGGAAAGCCUCACGACGCUCAAGAUGUUACUUUGUCAGAAGGGGACUGGUCAGCUACUGAACCCAAGAACGCUAUGUGUGUCCUCCUGGAGAAGGAAGUGGCGUCAUGUUCAGAUUUUGAAUCCAAUCGUGAUGAUGGAACUCAAUCAGACCCUCUGGGUCCAGACUUUGCUCCCAGCAAGGCAGAAGUACAGAUAGACGACCCUGUUUGUCAUGUGCUCAAGGAGAGUCCCUUGCGAAACUCGCAUAUGAACCCGAAGAUGCUGGAGGACUACAAGUGUGUCGACCAUGAUCAGCACCAGAAUGUUUCUAAUGAUUACUUGUUUCAGCACACGGCCAUGUCGACGAAGAAUGUAAUUUUCCAGUGCGAUACUCAGAAGCGCGACUUUUGCGGGGAGAACAGAGAGACGUCGAGGCCGAUUCAUUUCAGCUCACAAUAG